CCACGGCACGUCAUUAUGAUUAUCCAUUUAUCAUCUUUCAUAAAGAAAAUAUUCCAAGAAUUUACCCAAGCAAUAGCCCUUGGAAUAAUAUUCUACAAGAUAGUGAAACAGAAUUUGUGCCAGACUCUGAAAUAUCAAGUAGUUAUAGUAUUAUUACAUCUAUUUCCAAGCACUAUAUUAUAACUGAUAAUAUUGAAAAUAACAAGCUUUACGAAGUAUAUACAACCCUUAAAAAGCCUCUUAUCGCUGAGACUACCGCAUGUAACAAAGUUCUUAAUGCAAAAACACAACAACAAACCUGGGAUAAAUCAAAAAUAGGAAAAUUAGCUUUUUGGCUUCAAUA
This is a messenger RNA of Dentiscutata heterogama, 343 nucleotides long. The record is from the annotation of a GenBank genome assembly. NCBI's taxonomy places the organism in Eukaryota, Fungi, Glomeromycota, Glomeromycetes, Diversisporales, Gigasporaceae.